Messenger RNA from Cydia splendana, 3277 nucleotides. RefSeq names its product zinc finger protein 41-like. The transcript is spliced from 11 exons. The coding region runs from base 472 to 2361 and encodes 629 amino acids. Lineage: Eukaryota; Metazoa; Arthropoda; Insecta; Lepidoptera; Tortricidae. Gene Ontology annotation, biological process: regulation of transcription by RNA polymerase II. The record is from RefSeq and is a predicted model, not a curated record. Gene Ontology annotation, cellular component: nucleus. Gene Ontology annotation, molecular function: DNA-binding transcription factor activity, RNA polymerase II-specific; RNA polymerase II transcription regulatory region sequence-specific DNA binding.
CAAAUUAAAUACCUUUUAAAAAAAGUGAUAAAUUUCUGAUUUCUAAAAAAUAUUGAUUUUUAUCUAAAUAGCUGCGAGGCUACUUGCGCAACGCUACUGGACAAUCGAUUGACGUAUCAUUUGUCAUUGUCAAAAACUAGGUUUGGGAGAUGAAAACGAAUAUACAUACACACAUACAGAACUAGAUCAGCCAUCUUUUUGAUGUUUUUGGGCAAAGUAGUACGUGUUAACGUGAAUUUCAAGCUUUUAAGCGGUGAAAUGGUGAAUAAAUGUAAUAACAUGUGGCAAAAACUUAAAAUUAUGUAGUAAAUAAAGUGAUAAACUUCUGUUACUUACCUCUAUAAAUUUCAAUAUAAUUAUAUGUUCUACCCAUACUAAAAAGCUACCUAUUUCAAUUAUAAAGUCCCAGUAUUUCAUGAAGCAAUGAGUAUCAUCUUAAAAAUCCUAUAUUUAAUUACAUAGAAUAUAAACAUGGCAAAUGUAAAUAUGGAAGAUGAAAUACAAAGUCCAAUAUCUGUUGUGAUCAAAAGUGAGAUAAUAGAGUGUGAUGUGGAGAUUAAAGUGGAGCCCCCAGAUGAAGAAGAAGCUUCAGUUGAAGUUACUUCUAGUGUUAAAAAGGAAUAUGAAGAAGGAACGGAAAAUUUGACUGUUAAAGAGGAAUAUGAUUCUAAUGCAGUUGAACAUAUAACAGUCAAGAUUGAACCUACUUUUUAUAGUAGUGAUGAUGAGCUGGACCUGGCCAGCUAUGCCCUAGCAAAAUAUCAAGAAACAGCUCAACCGCAGAACAAUCUUAGCCUGAGAACUCGCAUUAAGAUACCAAAGAGGUCAAAGGAUCCUGAUGAGGACUAUAAGCCACCAAAAAAGAAGAAAAAGGUCAUAAAUGAAAUAGUGAAGAAAACAUAUACGAACAAGGCAAAGAAAAAAGAAAACUGCUACUCCGACAAUGUGACAAAGAACAUAGAGCUAGUGACCAUAACGGAGGAAGAGAGAGAGAUAGAGUUCAGAGAUCUCUGGCAAAGUCGCCGGCAUAUGCGGUACUUUUGCGAAGACUGCGCUAUAGGCUUUGUUAUGGAGGAGCCGUAUUUGUUGCAUAUGAAAAGCCAUGCGCCGGAAGCAGGCGAGUUUAUGUGCGAGAUAUGUCGCUGUCGCGGCAACAAUAAGGAGCAAAUGUACAAACAUAAACUGCGACAUUUCCGGCGCUACCGCUGCGCCAUCUGCCGGCGUGUGUUUAAAGACAAGGAGACAGCGUCGAGUCACGUGAUGAGCGAACAUGUUCACGAGGCGUUCAUCUGUGGAGAGUGCGGCAAGGGAUUCAGGAGACCAGCCUACCUCAAGAAACAUGUCGCGCAACAACAUACAAAAGGGCAACGACACGAGUGUCCUAUAUGUAAACGCGUGUUCUUCCACCGGAGCAUGUACAACACACACGUUAGGCGACACAACGAAGAAGUCCGCAACCCAGUCGACCAGCUCUUCAUCUGCGACCUCUGCUCCAAGCACCUCAAAAGCAAGCAAGCAUUAAAGCGCCAUUUAGCGGUCCACGCCAGAACUCGCAACAUUCCGUGCUCGCUCUGCCCUUCCAUGUUUCAUACGAAAAAGGGAUUAAGACUACAUGAGCUCAACAAGCAUUCCGGAGAUAAAGAGCGGCGAAUGUUACAGCGAUGUCCGCAAUGUGAGCGCGAGUGUACGACUCCCGCUCUGCUGCGGCAACAUAUCAGACGGAUGCACACUGACAGAACCAAAAAGUACCAAUGUGAUGACUGCAAACGCUUCUACUGGAGCAAAGGCGAGAUCCGCUCCCACAUCGUCUGGUCGCACGCGCCGAGCCGCGGCAAGCGCGCGCUGUUCUGCUGCGGUCGCGAAUUCCGUACACGGAGCCGACUGAAGGACCAUAUUGCGAUACACCAUUUAGGUCACGAGAGGGAAAGGAUACAUAAGUGCGACCAGUGUGAUAAAGCGUUCGCGAACAAGCAAGUCCUUAACCGCCAUAAGAAGAGCCACACCGACAACACGUACCCCUGCCCCGACUGCGGGGUCCGCUUCAAGUGCGAGGGCUACGUCAAAGUGCACCAGCAACUCAAGCACCUCAACAUGACCCGAGCCGAAAUAAAGGCUUUAAAACAAGCCAGAAAAGCUUUGAACCCACCGAAAGGUUUACGACCCCUGUCAGUGGCGCCCAACUUUAAUGAACCACCAACAGAUUUACCUCUUUCAGGGGCGCCCAACAAUGAACCUCAAGAUUUGAGUGUGACUGUAACGGAAAAAAGUUUUGAGACAGUGUUAGUGAAGCAGGAAGUGGACAGUGAUAGUGAGAUUCGUGUGCCACUGUUCGAUUUAGAAGACUUGAAAAGUAGGGUGUGAUUAAAACAAGCCAGAAAAACAUUAAACCCAAGGUUUACGACCUCUGUCUGGGGUACCCAACUUUAAUGAACUAUCAAAAGGUUUACCUCUUUCAGGGGAGCUCAACAUUGAACCUCAAGAUUUGAGUGUGACUGUAAAGGAAAAAAGUUUUGAGACAGUGUUAGUGAAGCAGGAAGUGGACAGUGAUAGUGAGAUUCGUGUGCCACUGUUCGAUUUAGAAGACUUGAAAAGUAGGGUGUGAUUAAAACAAGCCAAAAAAGCAUUAAACCCACCGAAACGUUCGUAAACGUUUCGGUGGGUUUGUCCCCUCUGUCAGGGGUACCCAACUUUAAUGAACUAUCAAAAGGUUUAUUUCUUUCAGGGGCGCCCAACAUUGAACUUCAAAAUUUGAGUGUGAAAGAAAGAAAUUGAAAUUUGAAAAGAAAAUAGGUUUUGAGACAGUGUGGCAAAUUUAAAAUGGACAGUGACAGUAAGAUUAGUGUGACGCUGUUCGAUUAGGAAGAUUUGAAAAGUAUGGUGUGAUGUGAGUGAAAAAGUAUUUAUCAAAUCCUUGCAGGGGUAUUAAUGUAAUAGUCUACAUUUAUUGUAAAGAAAUUGUGUCGCAAGAGAGCGAAACGAAAUGAUAUUUAUAAUCAUGAACAAUGCGUAGUGAGGGGAUUCUAAAAUAUAAUGCUGAACGUAGUGAGGGAUUCAAGUGUAAUAAAAUUGUAGCCCAAGACCAUUUUGAUGAUCAAUGAUGUUGUGAAAAGUAUUUGAACGUAUUAUGUAUUGAAUCUAGUCUUCGCUUUGUAAUGUGAUGUAGAAUAAAUGAUUUUACAGGUGAUCGUAUAAUAUAAUACAGUGGGUAUAUCGUCAGAUGACGACCAAAACUCAGUAAUUAUAAUUACUAUCACAAGUUAAGAGCCAUAGAGAACCA